GGAUGUUUUGAGCCUGUUUAGAGGGUCUCUCAGAGGGUGUCACAGUCAAAAGGAUUCCUUUGAUUUUGUGGCUUUCAGGUGAGGCAGGUAAAGGGCCAGCGGGGGGUUUAUUCAGAUCUUGUUUCUCAGAAGGCAGCGCUCCAUUCUUCCACCAGAGUGGGCUCCUGAGCAGCAGCACUCCAGCCGCAUUGAUUUCACGGACACUCAUGUUAGACACGACCUUAGGGCCCCUCUCAGUUCGAAUCAAGGUGUUUAGUUCAGAACUUUAGGUUCCAGCCCCCAGAAGCUGCCUGCCUUUAAGGACAUCGCUUCACUUCUUUGGAUCUUGGUAAAUUAGCCUUUAAGAAAACAAGGGUAGAUUUGACAGCCAUUAAGCUCCUUUCCUCUUGUAAAGAUUGGUUGUCUUUUUAUUGUAUGGCUUUUCUUAAUAUAUUUCACCGAUGCUUUCUCCCAAAUCCAGCACUGGCACAAAAAUUUCUGUGGCAUAUUUUGUGAAUAUGAAAGUUGACUUCCCGUCCUCUUACUCUUGGAAGAAAGACUCUGAGGGUGUUUGAGAGAGAAUAAUAGCUGGUGUAGAGACCCGGCGACAGAUGUCCCCCCUGCCUUGCAGGCACUGAAAAGAAAGAAGAGAUUUGAGAAGCAGCUCACACAGAUUGACGGCACCCUUUCCACCAUUGAGUUCCAGCGGGAGGCGCUAGAGAACUCACACACCAACACUGAGGUCUUACGGAACAUGGGCUUCGCAGCCAAGGCCAUGAAAGCUGUUCAUGAAAACAUGGAUCUCAACAAAAUCGAUGACUUGAUGCAAGACAUCACAGAGCAGCAGGACAUUGCCCAGGAAAUCUCAGAAGCGUUUUCUCAAAGAGUUCAGUUUGCUGAUGGCUUCGAUGAGGAUGAGCUUCUGGCGGAGCUCGAGGAACUGGAGCAGGAAGAAUUAAAUAAGAAGAUGACAAGCAUGGAGCUCCCAAAUGUGCCUUCCUCAUCCCUCCCAGCACAGCCCAGCAGGAAGGCCGGCGUGCCUUCCUCUGUGCACCGCUCUCGAGCAGCAUCUUCCAGGAGGGCAGAGGAAGAUGAUGACUUCAAGCAGCUGGCAGCCUGGGCCACUUAAGCUACAACGGAAAAAAAAAUUGACACCUAAAUUAUUGAACUACACAUAAGACGUAAAUGCUUUGCGAAGCUUAGAAAUUAGCAGAGACAUGUUUUACAUGGAUUGUUGCCUUUUAAAUAACAGUUAAGGUAUAGUCAGGGUUGCAAAGGGGCCCAGUAUCAUUGGAGGAGAGCUUUCCAGACUGCUGGACUCACGGAGCUGCUCUAUUUACUACUGUGUUUCUAGUCCUGGUAUAUAGUUGAUUUUUUUUUUGUAUGUAUGUAUUGAAAACAACUCUUCUGACAUUUAAUACACAUUCCAGUUUAUAAGCCUUCCCGAGGAAUACCUAGGAUAACUGGGGGUGCAGGGUUGGGGGAUGUCUAUGCAAAUACAAGGCAGCUGUGUGCAUCCUGGUCACCCACAGCAAAAAUAAAUACGCUGCUAGAACAGACUUGUUCUAGUGAGUCUGUAUAGUUUCAGUUGAGUUUCACAGCUGAAAAUCUUCAGGGAGCUUUACUUUAAUUGACGUUUAGUACGCUGAUUGAGCUUUGAGUGGGGCAAUGGAGGGAUCUCCCCAAAAAUCUGAAAGCAGUAACAGCUUAGUGUGCCGGGCAGGCGUCUCCGGGCUGUGAAGCACCUGCUGAGUGGACACUCGCAGGCUGUUGCCAGCACCGUUCAUUCUCUGCUGUUUUGUGUUCUCUUGCCCUUUUAACAAGAACAAAACAAAACGAGAUCCAAACAUUUCACAGCGUGCACUUUGUAAAUAUAUUAAAAUACUGGCAAUUAAAAAAUGUAUCUCAAGUAAAAA
Rattus norvegicus (Norway rat) is the source of this 1895-nucleotide messenger RNA. NCBI's taxonomy places the organism in Eukaryota, Metazoa, Chordata, Mammalia, Rodentia, Muridae. The record is from RefSeq and is a predicted model, not a curated record.